This is a messenger RNA of Scleropages formosus (Asian bonytongue), 4609 nucleotides long. It is a transcript of the gene marchf11, whose product is annotated as membrane-associated ring finger (C3HC4) 11. The coding region runs from base 19 to 996 and encodes 325 amino acids. NCBI's taxonomy places the organism in Eukaryota, Metazoa, Chordata, Actinopteri, Osteoglossiformes, Osteoglossidae. Gene Ontology annotation, biological process: protein ubiquitination. Gene Ontology annotation, molecular function: ubiquitin-protein transferase activity; zinc ion binding. The transcript has 4 exons. The record is from RefSeq and is a predicted model, not a curated record.
CGCCGGCUGUUGUUGAGUAUGAGCGGAGAGCCUCCUUCCGCCGGGACCGCGGAGGUCGAGCCGCAGGGGGGCGCCACAGUAACUCACACCAGCGUGGAGGGACGCGACAGCGUGGGGGACCACUGCUCGGUCCCGUGCUCGGACCCCUGCUCGGACUCGGACCCCCAGGAAGGGCGCGUACCAUGCGAUCCCCCCGGGGCCGCCGCUGGCAACGCGGGACAGGACCCUCCCACGAGCAGGACCGCGCAGUCGGACUGCAGCAGCGAGAACUGCGCCCCCACCCCCAGCUGCCGGAUCUGCUUUCAGGGGGCCGAGCAGGGCCAGCUGCUGAACCCGUGCCGCUGUGACGGCUCCGUGCGCCACACCCACCAGCAGUGCCUCCUGAAGUGGAUCAGCGAGCGGGGAUCGUGGACCUGCGAGCUCUGCUGCUACCGGUUCCGCGUCAUCGCCAUCAAGAUGAAGAAGCCGUGGCAGUGGCAGGCCAUCACCAUCACCCUCGUGGAGAAGGUGCAGAUCAUCGCCGUCUUCCUGGGUUCCCUCUUCCUGGUGUCGAGCGUCACCUGGCUGCUGUGGUCGGCCUUCAGUCCCACGGCCAUGUGGCAGCGCCGCGACGUGCUCUUCCAGAUCUGCUACGGCAUGUACGGCUUCAUGGAUCUGGUGUGCAUCGGUCUCAUCGUCCAUGAGGGAGCGGCGGUGAACAAGGUGUUCAAGCGCUGGCGGGCUGUGAACCUCUACUGGGACGUGCAGAACUACGACAAGGCGGCCGACGUGGAGGAGGGCAGCGGCGGCGCGGGACCCUCGGUCGGUCGAAGCCUGUGGCUGCCUCUGACCGGUCUGCAGCCCGGCAGUGUCCUGCACCCCACCCAGCUGGGCUCGCGGCCCGCUUCCCGGUGCGGCCGCGGCCUGCUGUGCUUCUGCCCCGGCCUGACUUCCUCUCGAGGCUCCAGCGCGGACGCCGACUCCGGCGAGGUGGUCAUCCGGGUGACGUCCGUUUAGCCGGCUGCCAGCUGUCUUCCCGUUUUCACUGUGAUGCACCCCCCACCCCACCCCGCCCCAGUUCCCAUCGCCCCUGCAGCGCCUGGAGGAUGUGACCCCCGGUGCCUUGGGUGAUGUUGGUCAGAGAAAAAAAAAGGAAGAAUCUGCUGAACUACAGGUGAAAGAGAUCAGAAAGGAAUAGUUUUCUACUGAAGCGUAAUGCUCCUUUUAUAUUGUCACUGAAUGUAACUUGCUGUCGAAUGCAAUUCUUUUCUGUCGUUGACCAUGAACCCUACUGUGUGUUGUUAAUUUGGGAACAAACACGAUCCUGUUGCUUUCUUGCUCCGCGAAGGGAUGGCGCCUUGCUCUGCAGCGAAGGCGGGCGGUGCGGGUAUCGUUAUUCGGGUGUUUCGGUGUCUCUGGGAUUUCCUGCAGUUUUACCACGGUAACGGUGUGUCUUAAUCCAGCCGUGGAUGUCAUCGGUACCGAACCCUUCUGCCCCUACAGCUAUCAGGCUCAUAUUAAAGCAGAUGGUCAGACACCCUUGGUUUGCCCCCUCAGAUUUUGGUGUUUCAGGUUAUUAAAACAUGGGGAAACUUGACAAGCCUUUUUUUAAGCGUUUAGCUGCGGCCGCAUGUGGUGUGUGUGUCGGAGCCCCUGUCUGCGGCGCCUGACGGCAGUAAUGGGAUUCCGUGUGACAGAGAGGCUAAUUUGAUUCCCCCGCCUCGCUGCUCCCAGGAAGCAGAGCCACAGGCAGGACACCCACACGGUCCGAGUCUAAUUAAGAAUUGUAUUUCACAGAUGAGACCGAAACGGCGCGGUGCCGACACUCCCCUCCCCCAACGCGCCGCCGCCCCGAUUGCUAGAAUCGUCCCCUCGAGAUUAAAUGUCUCGUUUAGAAACGGCAAACGCGGCAUCGCAAGCUUGGUGACAAGGCGGCUGCGAACACCUAACGUCGCGAGCGUGUUGCGGCAACGAAAUAGACCCCCGCUUCACAGGAAGCGAUAACGUGCAGACUUGGGCCGUCGUAUUUAGCGUUGAUUUACAACUUCCUGUUCGGAUUACAACCCUCCGCCUUACAUUCAACAUGCACAGGACAAGAUGUUACACCCCGUGCGUAUGGUAUAACGGCUGAACUCAAGGACCCGGUCCAACCGACAUCACCGUGAAGCCACAGAGAACGGCAUCCAACAUUGCCGACAUACGUGUCCGUAGCUUGAGAUCAACAAGCUUAACUUCCCUCCCUACGCGACACAACCACAGGGUACCAACAUGGGUAUUUCACUGAGGUUGUCAAGUGGGCACCUCCCUUCGUUGAAUUAAGCUCACGACACCCCCGGAAGGCUCAGCAGUGCAGUGUGGUGUCCCAGAACCACCCCCCUCCACACACACUAUACAGGUGGUCCCCAAUUUACGAUGGUUCAGCUUACGAUUUUUCGACUUCACGACAGUGAGCUGAGGAUAGACAUUCAGCAGAAACCGUACUUUGAAUUUCGAUUUUUUCCCAGGCAAGCGAUAUGCAGUGAUACUAGGCAGCAGCAGAAAUCCCCAUCUCCCAGUCUGUUACGCAGAGGUAUGUUUUAAAUGCAUUUUCAACCUGCGAUAUUUUCGACUCACAAUGGGUUUUGCGGAACGUAACCCCAUCGUAAAUCAGACACCACCUGUAAUAUGUUUCCCGGUGACAUUGCUGUUGCCGCAAUUAACCUGAUGCCGUGACUUGUCCGGUCUGGUGUCGUCUGCAAUGGAUGAGAGGUUAGCUUAGGAUCUCGUGUCUUCGGUCCCAUAGACCUUCGUCUCGAUAUAUCCGAGAAGACCUCUUCGGGCAUUGAACUCGACCAAGAAAAACAAUUUUAUUCUGCUUUAUACUCGGGAAACCAAACCAUACAUUUACAGGUAGAUCUUGUUCAGCACUGCCUCAGGAUGUCCUAAAUUAUUAAUAUGACAUUAAAAUUUGAUGCCGGCGAUCGGCUGAGUUACAGCAACGGUUAAAUCUGCAGCCAUCUCCUAGAAGUUGAGGUUGUUCGCGGCGUUCCCCUGUGCCAUGUGUGCGGACGGCCUCAGCGCCGGUCUGCUGGAAGCCCUGUGUGUCGGAUGAAGCGGGGUCCUGUUCCCUCUGUGUCCAGCUUUGUCGAAAUAAAGGCGAAAACCGAGAAACCGCUCAGCUGUCUCAUUACAACAGAUGGGGGGCUUUAAACUUCUGCGGCUUGAAUGGUUCUGAGGAUAAAGCAACGUUUGGGAGGAGGAAGGCGGACGGCUCGCUUUUCGAAACAAAGACGAGAGCCUUUCGAAACGUUCCACCGUAAGCGCUCUUCUGCAUCAGAUUGAUAAGAAUUCCAUUUGCGAGCCGUCUGAUGGAAAGUACGGAAUCCAGCCAUAUUUCUCGCACGAACAUUCGCUUCUCUUUUGGCGCCCAUUUUCUUUGAUUCAUACAUUUUGCCAUGUCAUUAAUAACGGGGGGGGCGAGCAACAUUAGUGCAAGCGCGAGCAGGCCUGCACAGGGAUUCUGGGAUUGGGCAAAUGUGGCAGCGCAAAGCUCCCCCCCUAAUUUAGCUGUCAUGUGGAAAAUUCCUCCCCCAACUGCAUCGCGGCUGAUUCAUUUCAUGAAAAGAGGAAAACUCCCAAACGAUUGCAGUUCAUUGUGGGCGUGUGAAUACAAAUGGCAGGUGAAGAGUUCACUGCCUGAAUGUGCUCCCACUGAUCAUACAAACUUAUCUGUACAAUUCAUAAAAAAAAAAAAAAAAAGAAAAAAAAAAAAUUCUUCAGCCUUUUGAAUGACAGAGAACUUGCAUCGUGUUGAUGCCGCACGUGUGGAUGGGAAUGAAUGGCUUCCAGGUCACACCGCGGUCAAGGCCCGGUGAGGGUCAUAUUUUAACCGUGUCAAUUCAGAAAUCCUCCGAGCACAAACGGAAUUGCAUCGCAAAAACCGCACAGGAGGUUCGAAUGGCAUGCAGAUAGAAAAUUGCACCUUAUUCAAAAUAAAAUAACGUACAGCCUUUAUUAUCGUGGCAGCACAUAUCCGUUAAGUUUCCCUUCUUCCCAGAAACUUAGCAGAUAACAAGGGGAAACCUUUCCCUGAACUCGCUAGGCAUCAGUAAUCAGACUAAAUCCGCUUGCUAAACCUUCAAACUGAAUUUUAAAUUAAAUGAAUGCAUAAAAUGAACUGGUGCCCAGCUAGUGGGAAAUCGGGCCCUUGCUUUAGCUGUGGAAGGAGCCAAGAUUAGAUCUCGCCGGCCCACCUUCCACAUGGCGAUCCUUUCGCUGUCUCGCUGCCUAUCGUAGACCCCCGAGCAUCUCAUGGUUCACGUCCCACGAAGCUCCGCUCUCGGGGCAUUUAUUCGCCACCGUGCUCUUUAAAUGAUGUGCUGUGCAAGGAAGAGGACACCUUUCCAGAUAAAUAUGUCUUUAAUGGCUUGUUAAGAACAUGUCCUUUAAAUGCAUAACAAGUCUAGUAAAAAUGAUUAAGAAACAUGAGGAACAAAUGUUAUUUCUCCUGUGAGCUUUUUUAAUUGUCUGAGACAUGAUAGUAAAAACGGAUCGAUCAUAAAUUUGCUGUUAUUUAGUGUUGUAGCCCAGCAAGAGAAGCCUAGAAUCUUCUAGAAAUGUACAGCCAUUGGGUUAUAUGAAACAUUGCACA